AUGGCAAUCACUUCUCAAAAUGUAUGGGAACCAAUUAGGAACCUAAAAGACCCGUCCGUCGUCAAAAUUGCCGGAAUCGCUGUGUUGAUACACAAUCGUCAAGCCGCCGAAACGUCCCUAAAGCUCGACUCUAUUGUCAGUGGGAAAAUACAGUAUAACCAUUCGCAAGAUCCAGGAACGAUUUUCAACCGAAGAUACGACCUCAUAAUCGUAGCCGUUGACGGCAAAAACAUCAAGAAACAUUAUGAAGUUGUUAUAACUGAUAAGCCGUUGAUUCUUGAGUCGUUUGAUGAGGUAUUGUAG
Striga hermonthica is the source of this 303-nucleotide messenger RNA. Lineage: Eukaryota; Viridiplantae; Streptophyta; Magnoliopsida; Lamiales; Orobanchaceae. The record is from the annotation of a GenBank genome assembly.